ACGUGGCCGUCUCGGGGCUGCUGUUGCUGCCGCAGGCCUCCGGCGGGGGCCAGGAGGUUCGGGAAGGCACGGCGGGUCCCCGGGAAGGGGACGAGUUGACAGAUGUGCGUGAGGAGGUCCCUGGUCGGCCUCACCUUUUGUACCUGCUACCUGGCUUCUUACCUCACGAACAAGUAUGUCCUGUCUGUCUUGAAAUUUACCUACCCUACAUUAUUCCAAGGGUGGCAGACCCUCAUUGGUGGACUUUUGCUUCAUGUGUCCUGGAAACUGGGCUGGGUAGAGAUCAACAGCAGUUCAAGAUCUCAUGUUCUGGCGUGGCUUCCUGCUUCAGUGCUGUUUGUGGGUAUAAUCUAUGCUGGGUCCAGAGCCUUGUCCAGACUGGCCAUUCCUGUGUUUCUCACUUUGCAUAAUGUAGCUGAAGUUAUCAUCUGUGGGUACCAGAAGUGUUUUCGGAAAGAGAAAACAUCUCCUGCAAAGAUCUGUAGUGCCCUCUUCCUCCUGGCCGCAGCAGGAUGCCUUCCCUUCAAUGACUCCCAGUUUGAUCCAGAUGGAUAUUUUUGGGCUCUAAUUCACUUAUUCUGUUUAGGGGCUUAUAAAAUACUACAGAAGUUUCAGAAACCCAGUGCAUUAAGUGAUAUUGACCAGCAAUACUUAAACUAUAUAUUCAGUGUGGUGCUCCUGGCAUUUGCAUCUCAUCCCACAGGUGAUCUCUUCAGCGUCCUGGACUUCCCAUUCCUGUACUUCUACAGAUUCCAUGGCAGCUGCUGUGCCAGUGGAUUUUUGGGAUUCUUUCUCAUGUUCAGUACAGUGAAGCUAAAAAGCCUUCUGGCCCCAGGGCAGUGUGCAGCCUGGAUUUUCUUUGCUAAGGAUGGAAUGCUUGUUCAUACUGUCGAAGUGAAAGACGGUCAAAUCCUUCUCAGACAUGGUCUCAUGUAAGUCCUACAACCUGGAGUGCAUUGUGGGUACAGAAGUUGGGCAGGGAGUCAAGGACCCGGAGUGGGGGACAUUUUGUAAAAUUAGAAAAUGCUAGAACCCGAUGUCCUAAGUGUUUUAAAGCAGCAUAUAUGAGAUAAUGUAUGUGAAAUGGCUGGUGGUGGAAAAGUGCUCUGCAGACACAGAGCAUUAUGCAGAGUCAUACGGACCUAGACCAAGACUUAAUUUUGACCUAGCUUUGAGUCUUGUCUGCCACUAUUUAGGUGUGUGAAUCAUUUUUUCUCAUCUGUAAACAGUGUAAUAAUAAUGUCUAUGUUACUGAGAGGAUUAAAUAAUAUGUAGACAGCCCUAGAUUAAUGUUAGGUUGACAGGUCUUCCUUGACUUAACAAUCUGCUGUUUUAAUUCUCUCAUGAAAUUAAGCAGUGAUUUCCUGGGUCUGAAUUUACUAUUUGUAUUCACUAGUUCUAGGUAGUAAAUCUAGCUAUGGACUGUCUAUUCUGGACACUGCUCAGAAUUCAGCGUGCAUGAAGACAAGGUCUCUCACAGCAUAUUUAAUCAGUUAUUGUCUCACAAAAGAAGCAAUUGAUACACCAUUCACAAUGUUUUUAAACCUAUAUAAAGAGUCAUUGAUUCAGAAUAUUUGCUCUCCAUGUGAAAAUGUGGUGGUUUCCAUGGAGACCACCCUGCUGACUGUUCUGUGAUCACUCACUAGCCUUAAUUAUACACUGGAAUUGACAGAGAUCCUUCAAAGCUGUCUCCAUAACAACGCUUCCUUGUGGGUAACAUGACCACCAUCCCUGACCAUGUUUCCCAUAUAGGAGUUUCCCUCAAGAGGCAAGUCAGCUGGUAAAUUUCAGCCUCUUUGAUGUAUCCUUAGGAAGCUCUCUUAGCGGCCUAGGAAUUUUUCUGAGUUUCAACUACCUAUCUCUCCUGCUAUUUUUCCAGGUUUCAGGAGCUUGAGUGAAGGUAGUGGCAGGGUCUAACGUCUUUCUUCAGUGACAUAUUGACAUGUGUCUUGAUCUAUUGCCACAAUAUUGAACUAAGAAGGAGACUUGGUUAUGUUAGUGUAAACUAGAUAAAAUUAAACCUGUUUGAAAUAUACGAUGAACUCAUGAAAGUGUUGUCAACAGAUGUUAUUCAGGUUCCACAUUUAGAAUUUUAGAAUGUCUCCAAGACCUUUCGUAAAAUUCUCAAUGUUUCUGGUGGAAUUAAGAGAAAAAGAUGAAUUUCUUUUAAUGUGGAAUCACACAGAUUUCAUGACUUCUAAAUAACGUAGAUAUUUUUAACCCUUCACUAAUUUUUUGAGAUACAUUUGUAGGGAAGUUUCAAGACUUAACAUUGAAUCAUACCUUGAACUUCUGAGGAGGUGACAAGUAAACAAAUCUCUCAUAUUCUGUAAUCAUAGUUCUUAUAGGUUCAAUUUCUGUACUCUCUCUCUCUCUCUCUCUCUCUCUCUCUCUCGACUACAGGGGAAAGCCUGUAAUUAUGUUUACAAAGCUCAUCACACUUUGCUCUCACUAGCUCAAGUCUAUGCUGAACAGAGUUGAUUCUCUUCAUUUUUCUACUUUGUCUUCUAUUACUACUGUUGUUUCUUUCUUUCUUUCUUUUGAGAUGGAAUCUAGCUCUGUCACCAGGCUGGAGCACCGUGGC
Messenger RNA from Sapajus apella (tufted capuchin), 2584 nucleotides. RefSeq names its product transmembrane protein 241 (gene SLC35D4). Gene Ontology annotation, cellular component: Golgi apparatus. The transcript has 14 exons. The record is from RefSeq and is a predicted model, not a curated record. The coding region runs from base 103 to 936 and encodes 277 amino acids. Gene Ontology annotation, molecular function: antiporter activity. Lineage: Eukaryota; Metazoa; Chordata; Mammalia; Primates; Cebidae.